Molecule: messenger RNA, 962 nt
Organism: Closterium sp. Naga37s-1
Lineage: Eukaryota; Viridiplantae; Streptophyta; Zygnematophyceae; Desmidiales; Closteriaceae
Source: the annotation of a GenBank genome assembly
AUGGGGCUGCAGAUGCGCGUGCAGAGGGCAGCAGGGGCGCACGGGGCGCACAGGGCAGCAGGGCAGAAGGGCGUGCGAGGCGCGCAGGACAAUAGGGCGCGCGUGGCGCGCAGUGCUGCAGGGCGCGCGGGGCGCACAGGGCAGCAGGGCAGGCUGCAGGGCGCGCGGGGCGUGCAGGGCAGCAGGACAGCAGGGCGCGCGGGGCGCGCAGGACAGCAGGGGCGCACGGGGCGCGCAGGGCUGCAGCGCGCGCGGGGCGCACAGGGCAGCAGGGCAGCAGGGUGCGCGAGGCGCACAGGGCUGCAGGACAGCAGGGCGCGCGGGGCGCACAGGGCUGCAGGGCAGCAGGGCACGCGGGGCGCACAGGGCUGCAGGGCAGCAGGGCACGCGGGGGCGAACAGGGCUGCAGGGCAGCAGGGCGCGCGGGGCGGCACAGGGCUGCAGGGCACGCGGGACGCGCAGGACAGUAGUGCGCGCGUGGCGCGCAGGGCUGCAGGGCGCGCAGGGCGCGCAGGGCAGCAGGACAGCAGGGCGCGCGGGGGCGCGCAGGGCGCACAGGGCGCACGGGGCAGCAGGGCAGCAGGGCAGCAGGGCACGCGGGGCGCACAGGGCUGCAGGGCAGCAGGGCGCGCGGGGCGAACAGGGCUGCAGGGCAGCAGGGCGCGCGGGGGCGCACAGGGCUGCAGGGCGCACGGGGUGCGCAAGGACAGCAGGGUGCGCGUGGCGCGCAGGGCUGCAAGGCGCGCAGGGCGCGCAGGGCAGCAGGACAGCAGGGCGCGCGGGGCGCACAGGGCUGCAGGGCGCGCGGGGCGCACAGGGCAGCAGGGCAGCAGGGCAGCAGGGGAGCAGGGCAGCAGGGCGCGCGGGGCGCACAGGGCUGCAGAUCCCCUCCCCCCCACUGCUGCAACCCGCAGCAGGGGGAUGGAGGAGAAGGGGGGGGGGGGGGGGGGGGGGGGGGGGGG